This is a messenger RNA of Brugia malayi, 1821 nucleotides long. RefSeq lists its product as uncharacterized. Gene Ontology annotation, cellular component: endoplasmic reticulum; endoplasmic reticulum membrane. The transcript is spliced from 12 exons. Gene Ontology annotation, biological process: protein folding. Lineage: Eukaryota; Metazoa; Nematoda; Chromadorea; Rhabditida; Onchocercidae. The record is from RefSeq and is a predicted model, not a curated record. Gene Ontology annotation, molecular function: calcium ion binding. The coding region runs from base 1 to 1821 and encodes 606 amino acids.
AUGGAUACUCUCAACAUUGUCAGGUGGAAUAUGCGACAGCAUUUGUGGUUGUGUUUUGUGUUGGCUGGAUUGCUACUGGCAGCAUGUGCUGCGCAUGAUGAGGACGAUAGCAAUAAUGAUCUUGGUGGGAAGAAUGUAAUCGAUGAGGAAGAAAAAAGUGCAAAACUUGAUUACAUACCGCCUCCAUUUCAAACACCAAUGGUUUCUGGUUCACCUCUACUGGUAGAUUGGUUCUCGAAUCGUAAUGCAAUUGGUAGGAAAUGGUUCAUAUCAAAGGGCAAAAAGGAUAAUGUGGAAGAUUCAAUAGCCAAAUUCAAUGGUCAGUGGGAAAUAGGCACUCCUUCAACAGUCGUGAUCGACAAUGACUUCGGAUUAAUUGUAAAAAGUAGAGCACGACAUCAUGCAAUUGCUUCAAAAUUCAGUCGUCCAUUCAAAUUUGAUGGCAAACCUUUAAUUGUGCAGUAUGAGGUAAAAUAUGAAGAAGGACAGGAAUGUGGUGGUGGUUACCUGAAAUUAUUAACGGAGGGUAUAGAAGCACUGGAAGAAUUUACAGAUAAAACACCAUAUACGAUAAUGUUUGGACCUGAUAAAUGUGGUGCCAAGUCCAGUAUCCUGUUUAUUGUUCGCUUCAGAAAUCCCAAAAAUGGCACUGUUUCUGAGCACCAUGCGAAACAACCAUCCAAACCAGUUUCAACAUAUUUUGACGAUCACAAAACCCAUUUGUACACUCUGAUUGUUCGACCAGAUGAAACGUUUACUGUGCUGGUUGAUGAAAGUAAACUUAUAUCUGGUAGCUUGAUUACAGAUCUCGAGCCAUCGAUUACUCCUCCAACUGUAAUUGAUGAUCCGACAGACAAAAAGCCUGAGACUUGGGAUGAGCGUGAAAAAAUCGAUGAUCCAGAUGCCAAAAAACCUGACGACUGGGAUGAAAAUGCUCCUCGAAAAAUUGAAGAUGUGAAUGCGGUAAUGCCUGAUGAUUGGCUUGAAGAAGAGGAGGCAUUAAUUCCUGAUCCGGAGGCAACGAAACCAUCAGAUUGGGACGAUAGUAUGGAUGGUGAGUGGGAAGCACCGCGAGUUGAUAAUCCAAAAUGUAAAGAUCGGAGCGGUUGUGGUAAGUGGACAAAACCAAUGGUCGAUAAUCCAAAUUAUAAAGGAAAGUGGAAGCCACCACGCAUUACAAAUCCUAAUUAUAAAGGGAAGUGGAAGCCAAAGCAAAUCGAGAAUCCGAAUUAUUUCGAACCUCAUCCAUACUCUCAACUACAACCUAUCAUAGCGCUCGGGAUUGAACUCUGGACGAUGAGUACAAACAUCAUCUUUGAUAACAUUUAUGUUGGAGAUGAUGAAAACGCAGCUUCCAAUUUCGCCAAACAAACUUUCAAAAUCAAACUUGCUCAGGAGACAGCUUACGAAAACGCUUCCUCUCCUAGUCAAGGAAUAUUCAGUAAACUUGUAUCAGCGACCGAAGAGCGGCCAUGGUUGUGGGUUAUUUAUGUACUAUUCAUUCUCAUACCAGUGGUCAUCAUAGCUGUUAUAUACUUCGGACGCAAAAGUCGGGCAGUCACACUGGAUUAUAAAAAAACUGAUGAAUCGCAUCCUGACGAUGAAGUGCCGGAUCUGGUCGGUGACGAUGAUGAAUCUAUGGAGCGAAGUUCUCAAGAACCUGAAGCACAUGAUGAUAAUACAAAAGAAAAAAAGCGAACUUUGUCUCGAUCACCAAAUCGUGUCUAUGUGGAAGAGGAAGCGUCAUCUAGUGAGGAAUUCAAAAAUGAAGGUCACAAUUCCCCGAAAAUGAGGCGUGUGCGUCAAAGGAAACAGGAUUAG